Molecule: messenger RNA, 1500 nt
Organism: Colletotrichum scovillei
Lineage: Eukaryota; Fungi; Ascomycota; Sordariomycetes; Glomerellales; Glomerellaceae
Product: retrograde regulation protein 2
Exons: 5
Coding region: 1-1500 (499 amino acids)
Biological process (GO): transmembrane transport
Cellular component (GO): membrane
Molecular function (GO): transmembrane transporter activity
Source: RefSeq, a predicted model, not a curated record
AUGGACAAUAAGAUUACUUCUGAGCAUCUCGAAGGUCGUGUUGGCUCCAUUCAGGACCUUACUGGUAUAGAUGAGAGCAAUUUGCCCCGAUACAACGAUAAGUCUACUCAGAGGGUCUUGCGCAAGAUAGAUUGGAGACUGCUUCCCAUGUUGACGCUGCUCUAUAUUCUCUCCUACCUCGACCGAGGCAACAUCGGCAACGCAAAGGUGGCAGGAAUGAAUCAAGAUCUAGGCCUCAGUAGCAAGCAGUACAACCUUGUUUUGACGCUUUUUUUCAUUCCUUACACUAUUUUCGAAGUACCCAGCAAUCUCGUGCUAAAGCUUAUGAGGCCUUCUAUCUGGAUGGCCAUAUUGGUUGUCUCAUGGGGCUCAGUGGUGGUCGGCACAGGCUUCGUCACCGGCUACCACUCAUUAAUGGCCGCGCGAAUCGUCUUGGGCGUGUGUGAAGCUGGCUUCUUUCCGGCGGCUAGCUAUCUCCUCAGCGAGUGGUAUUGUCGCUUCGAACUUCAGUGGCGUCUCUCAAUCUUCUUCUCAGCUGCGUCGCUAGCUGGUGCCUUUUCCGGGUUGUUGGCAUUUGCACUGGAGAAGAUGGAUGGUCUGGGUGGCUUGGAGGGAUGGCGAUGGAUCUUCGUCGUCGAAGGUAUCUUCACCUCCGUGGUCGGCAUGACGUUGCCCUGGACGCUGCCAGACUCGCCCGAGACGGCGUCCUUCCUUACGUCCGGGGAAAAAGCGUUGAUCAAGACACGCUUGGAGCAAGACGCUGGUACGACUGCGGGUAUGGUAAAGACAUCAGAGGGCUUCAAGUGGAUGUAUCUCAAGGCCGCCUUCACGGACUGGAAGAUCUGGUUCACCGUCUUCAUCUAUUGGGGUAACACGGUGCCAAUCUAUGGAUUCAUCUUUACGGUGCCGACCAUCAUCCACCAACUGGGAUACAGCUCAGCUCAAGCACAGCUACUGACUAUUCCUGUUUAUGCAGUCGGCACAUUAGCAACUCUUCUCGUAUCCUGGAUCGCUGACCGUCACCAGAGACGAUGGAAAUUUGUUGCUCUGUCCUAUAGCAUCUCUCUUGUCGGCUGCGUUGGCCUUCUGACCAUUCCUCACCCCAAAUAUCCAGGCCUGACGUAUGCAUUUCUCUUUGCGCUGCCAGCCGGCAUGUAUCCAGCAGUCAUCUCUCUGGUGUCUUGGGUCUCCAACAACCUGUCGCCCACGUGGAAGCGGGCAACGGGUAUUGCCAUCAGUGUCAUGAUGGGCAACCUGGGUGGCAUGAUCGGGUCCAAUAUUUACAUGACUGAAGAAGCGCCUCACUACUGGACGGGGUAUGGGGUUUCGGUGGCCUGCCUAUCGCUGGCAAUUUGUUGCACUCUGAUCCUGCGCUUUGCAUACGAUCGGGAAAACAAGAAGAGGAACAUGAUCUCAGAGGCAGAGGUCAGAGCGCAUUACACCCAAGAAGAGCUACUUGAUCUCGGCGAUCGUUCUCCGUUAUAUAGAUACGUGCUGUGA